This is a messenger RNA of Exophiala viscosa, 2276 nucleotides long. RefSeq lists its product as uncharacterized. The transcript has a single exon. Lineage: Eukaryota; Fungi; Ascomycota; Eurotiomycetes; Chaetothyriales; Herpotrichiellaceae. The record is from RefSeq and is a predicted model, not a curated record. Bases 182 to 2122 code for a protein of 646 amino acids.
GCACUUCGAUCUAACUCGUCACAGACUCCAUCCAUCACUGUCAUUUUCGUGUAUUAGGAUCUCCCCAUGGGGAUGUUCACGAUAUCACAGACCUCUUGAUAGCAAUUGCUCUGCAUGUGCAGCAUCGCGCAAUCCACCACUCCAUUGUCACUCACUACCUUGCCUCCUCGCCCUUGCCAACAUGGCUACCUCCUCAUCCACCCCUCAGUCGCGACCUCGCCGCGCUCCUCGCAUCCAGUAUGCAGAGGUUGACUCCGACUCUGUUGACUUCUCCGAAAUCGAAACCCGACCCCAACCUCCUCGACGUUCCCGCCGACAGAUACCAACAUAUCGAGAGUCGAGUGACGACGAUUCUGAUCUCCAGUCCGACUCGUCAAUAGAGGUUCAACCCCAACAAGGAACAAAAUCGCGGCCGAGAAUACAGGAGACUGCUUCUUUAGCAUCGCGGAAACGCAAAGCGGCACCCUUAAGAAAAGCUGCUGUUGGGAACUCGUUCAGCGCCUACAAGCGACAGAAGACUGGAUCUUCCACACUCCCUCGCAAGCAAGAUGCGCAAGUCUCCAUUAUUAUCCCACCACCUCCUAGUGGACGAGCUCCUCCAUGGCAAGAGCUCCCAUAUCAUGUGUUAGUGAGUGUCAUGAAACAUGCAGCCUAUCCGCUUUAUGGUCAAGUGUCACAACCUACCGCCUCGUUACCGUGGCUGCUAUCGAUGUCGACUCUGUGUCGGUCUUUCCACGAAGCGUGCAUGGCAGCACUACUCCACAACCCUCCGUUGUAUCCCGCCUGGCGGGCCCACGGCCUGAUAGAGCUCCUCAAGCAGGAACCGGAAGACUUGAUGACAGAUUACCGCGCGAAGAUACACUACCUUGAGAUCGAAGUCAAGCAGCUCCUGUACAAGAAAGCUGGCAUUUCGUUGAUGGACUUACUGACGCGGACACCUUUGCUCCAAGGCCUGCGUCUGUAUUCCAACUAUGAUGAUAUGCAGACAUCACUAUGGGCUCAGCCCGCGGCCCAAAGAAGAAUGAACUGGUCAUAUCCUACAGAGAUGUUCGACCAUUUCGACCGAGAGAACAUAUUCAUGUUAACCUUCGAAUGGAAUGGAAGAUUUCCCAACCCGAAAGAAGCGCUACAGACUGCACUGAGUGCUCAUUCGCGGCCAGCAUUCAGCAGAUUACGUGAAGUAUCCUUCCUAAACUUGACCUUGCCAGAGAAGACGACCAAUGACGAUGUGGCAACGGCACGAAGCCUUUUCACAGGUGCCCUCACAGACCUUGUCGAGUUGAAGCAUCUGACAUUGAAAAAUUGCGGCAUCUUGGAUGAGGUCACUGCACCGCUGCUGCCGAUCGGGCUGGAAUAUCUAGAGGUUGUGCAGUGUUCUCAGUUGACUUCACCAGCAUUGGCACAAUACCUGGCUGCAGGCGGCAGCACAUUGCGAACGAUGAAGUUGAUCGGCUGUCAGUCACUGUCUUUGGGUUUCAUGGCGGAGCUCAAGACUUUAUGCCCUCGAUUAGAGGAUUUUGUGGUUGACAUGUUCUUCAUUGACCCAACAUCUUUUGCGGAUCGGGAGCCUCUGUUCCUGGCUCUAUUGCCAGACGGUCCUCCAACUUGGCCGGCGAGUCUUGUCAAUUUAUCUCUCGAAAACAUCCGUCACAAAGUAGCUAACGAAGCGCACGAGUUCUUGGAGUCGCUUGUCGAAUCGUCAGAACAACUGCCACGUCUCAAGAGGAUCAACAUCAAGAUGAUAUUGAAGUUGGCCGGUUGGCGCGAUCGUGCACAGUUACGAAAGGACUGGCUGCCCAAGCUCCAAGAGGUCUUUCUGAACACAGACAAACCGCUUGAUCAAUGGGAGAAGGCUUCCAAACAAUCUUCGCAAUCAUCCCAGCGACAGAGCAGUCGCCUGGCAACGAAAGGCCAAAGUACUGCGGAAAACACCGAUGAUAGUGACGCCGGUCCUGCAGUUGUGGUGCAAGGACGAUGCGACGUGGUCAAUCUUGUGAUCUCGGAUCAAAGACCUGCGCAAGACCAGUUUCGUGAGGAUGACUUUUUGGAUGAUGAGCCCAGUGACGAUGAGGAAUGGAAUGGCCGCGAUCAGCAGCCGAGGUCAAGUGGGUAUGCUUGGUGAAUAUGCAUGGAUGUGAGUUAGUUGUUGCACAGUGCAAUGACACUAGAUUUGGCCGGCCCUGGACUGGAAAACUGGUGCUUGUACAAUGAUUCCUGGCAGGUGCUUGACCAAAGUUAGCUCCUCAAACGAUGCUUGAUGUUAAUGCCUUAGGACC